ACAAUAACACGCUGCACAUAUCGGCCUGGUUUUGUCAGAGAAGUGCAACAUACAUAACAGUAAGAUAAACCUGUUCACUGGGAUGAUUUCGCUGAAGACUGGGGUAGAAAUUAGCCGAUCUGUGGACCAGUAUGCUUUUAUAUUACAGUGGACCCCCGCAUAACGAUCACCUCCGAAUGCGACCAAUUAUGCAACACAUACGAGAUGACAGUUCUUGGCUAACAUGCUUCAAGUUCUCCAGAAGGCUUGCUGCACCUCAAACUCCUACAAGUAUGGCAGAUGGUACAUUGGUUUAAGAUCAUUUAACAUUAAAUCGCUUGCAUCACAGCCAGUCAAAAAGUAUAGACCCAUAAAGUGUAUUCAUGUGUGUGCGCAUUUGAUUUGUUCUGAAAAUAUCAGUAAGGUUGUUAACCUUAAACAAUAUUUAAAAUACAUGACUUCUCUACAUAAGAUUAAGCAAACAAUGGAUAUAAGUCUUUUCUCCCCCCCAGCAUGUGUGAGAGGAAUGACUGAACUCAAUAGAGACUCAUUCAAAAAGAACAUAAUUGUUCCUCAUGUCACUGUUAAAAGUAGUGAAAUAAAUGGUGCACUCAAAUGCCUUAAAAAGUAUUUAUUAAAGUUGCAUAAAUUCAAGUGUGUUCAGAAUGAUGAAAAUGAUGCAGACAAGAAGGUAUUAGUACUUAACCCUUUACUGGUAACAGAAUUUGCCGAUAUUGAAGGAGACUUAAUGAAAUUUUGUGAUGAUGCCAUUUUCAUUUCCAAAGAAAUUGCACUAAGUUAUGAAAAUUGGAAAGCUGAAGACAUUUUGAAGGCUGUACUUCCAGAAAACCAAGAAGGAGUCCAAAGUUACUCAUUAAUAGGACACAUCCUUCAUCUCAAUCUUCGUGAACAUGUGCUCCCAUAUAAAUUCUUGACUGGACAAGUUUUUCUGGAUAAGAUCCCAGGUAUUUCUUUAGUUGUUAACAAAACAAAUAAUAUUGAUUCCACUUACAGGAACUUUGAGAUGGAAGUUUUGGCAGGUAGCGGGGACACACUUGUGACUGUCAGAGAAAAUGGUAGCGUAUAUUCAAUGGAUUUUGCAAAAGUAUACUGGAAUCCCCGACUCUCGACUGAACAUGACCGUGUAAUAAAGAAAUUUAAGCAUGGGGACAUCCUGUACGAUGUCAUGGCAGGUAUAGGGCCAUUUGCUAUUCCAGUAGGACGAAAGAAGUGUUAUGUUUUAGCCAAUGAUCUUAAUCCACAUUCGUAUGAUGCUCUAGUGAAGAACUGUGAAAAAAACAAUGUGAAUGACAGAGUCAGAUGCUAUAAUCUAGAUGGUGGUGAAUUCAUCAAGACAGUGUUGAAAGCUGACCUUUUGGAAAAGUGGCAAGAUAAGAGUUUUUGUGGUACUGUGCACAUCACCAUGAAUCUUCCUGCUAUGGCAGUUGAAUUUCUGCCAGCAUUUGUGGGCCUUUAUAAAAAUAUAGAUUUGCCUCAGAAUCUAUCAUUACCAAUUCUUCAUGUGUACAUGUUUACAAAUGAUGUGACAGAUGAUGAUGCCAUAAGUAAGGUAGCUGAAAAGCUUGGUUAUGCUACUCAUUCACAUGUUUCACAUAAGGAAAAUGAAAUAUUAGCUGAAAGUACAACCACUGAAAUGUGUCUUGAAGAAAACCUAAAGUGUUCCACCAAAACCAGAUUGCUAAAUAACUUAGAUCUACGAAAGUAUGUUCUUGAAGUAGUAAACAUACGAAAGGUAGCCCCAAAUAAGAUAAUGAUGCGUGUAAGUUUACAACUGCCAAUAGAAGUUUUGUUGAAGGAUUCAGAUACUCUUGAUGGACCUCCAUGUAAGAAAUCAAAGGAACUGUGAUACUUUUGAGUAGUAAAACUAAGGAUCUAUUACUUAUUUUUUAUAUGGUAAUACAAUGUGCAGUACAUUCUCUAUACAGUAAAUGGAUGUUGUUAGUUUCAAGUUAUACAACAUUUGUUUAAUAGGAAGCACAAUUUUUAUCUAACUCUGUUUAGGACACCUAUUUUAAAGCGAUCUUUGUUUUAUGUAAUUACCAAAAAAAGUACCAUUAAAAUUUUCAUUUUGCA
Molecule: messenger RNA, 2073 nt
Organism: Cherax quadricarinatus
Lineage: Eukaryota; Metazoa; Arthropoda; Malacostraca; Decapoda; Parastacidae
Product: tRNA (guanine(37)-N1)-methyltransferase
Biological process (GO): mitochondrial tRNA methylation; tRNA N1-guanine methylation
Cellular component (GO): mitochondrial matrix; cytoplasm
Molecular function (GO): tRNA (guanine(37)-N1)-methyltransferase activity
Source: RefSeq, a predicted model, not a curated record